Molecule: messenger RNA, 1189 nt
Organism: Ostrinia nubilalis (European corn borer)
Lineage: Eukaryota; Metazoa; Arthropoda; Insecta; Lepidoptera; Crambidae
Product: gloverin-like
Exons: 6
Coding region: 53-649 (198 amino acids)
Source: RefSeq, a predicted model, not a curated record
CACAAGAGUACGCAUCGGUAGUUAAUUGAAGAGCACAAAUUAAUCAGACACAAUGCAAGUCAUCAUCUUCUCCGCCUUACUGAUGGUCGCUGCUGCGCAAGAGUUCUACGUACCACCGUACGCUCAAGAUACAGGUUAUCUCCUUGAAGAACCAAUGUAUAAUGAUGAACACGCAUUUACCAGUGACGGGGAAACAGACCCGUUGUUCGGAGUGCACCCGAGGUUCCGUAGAGAAGUUAGCAUCGACCCAAAGACUGGUGACCUCACUGCUGACCACAAGAUGGACAACGGACGCGUGUUCGGAACUGUUGGCUCCAACGAUGCUGGCUUAUUUGGCAAAGCUGGCUACGAGCACAACAUCUUCGACGACGCGCGCGGCAAGAUGGACGCGCAGGCGUUCGGCACGCGCACGCUCGGGCCCUACGGCGACUCCAGCGCGCUCGGCGGCGCGCUCAAGUGGCGCGACGACCACGCGCAGGCCUCCUUCGACAUCAACAAGCAGGUCCAUGGACCCACCUCGUGGACCGCAGCCGGCGGCGGCCAUUGGCCCGUAGGCAAGAACGGAGACUUCGGCCUAGAAGGGACCUACAGCCGCAUGGCAGGCAUGAAUGAUUAUGGCGGCAGGGCUGUUUACAACUACCGCUGGUGAAGCAAUAGUAUUGAGGCUGUUGUAAUAUCCAUGUAAAGCGCCAUCUAGUAGUCUUUAGAAAAAUUAGUAUUGACGGCCAUCUUUAGUCAUUUAAUUUGCGUGGAAAGCGCCAUCUAGUAGUCUAUUAAAAAAGUAAUAUUGAGAGCCAUCUUUAGUCUCUAAUUUGCAAGGAAAGCGCCAUCUAGUAGUCUAUUGAAAAAGUAGUAUUGAGAGCCAUCUUUAGCUAAUUUGCAUGGAAAGCGCCAUCUAUUGGUAAUAAUUGGUGUAUAAACACACUUCUCUGAAUUUUUCCUUUAUCCUACAUUGUUUCCGGCAGAACCCAGAGAUGGCGCGAUGGCGUAAUUUUCCGAAUAUUGAUUUUCAUGAUAAAAAUUCUUAAUUCCAGGCUAUACUUUAGCGUUAUAAUUCUGUCCAUUUAUUAUACUUACAAAUAACAAUGCAUUUACAACUAGAUAUGUAAUUAUUUUUUUAGAGAACUGAAUUUUGUAAAUAUUUUAUUUGUAAAUAUUAGAAAUUAAUAAAAAUUGGUUUUAGAUAAUA